UACAACCGUCCGUUCUAUGAACGGGCUCAAAACCUAGUUUUCUUUUAAUAAAGGAUAACAGCUUUAAUGCCUAAAUCGGUUAGAAGUUCCAAGUGGAAUUCAGUACCCUGUAUACAUAACAAUUUAGCGACAUCACAAAUAUAAUAGAUCGAGUUGAUAAUAAUAAUUAAACACCUAUGGGUGAUCAUCAGGUUGAGAUUACGUAUGAUAAUGAGGCCCAAAAAUCACCCGUGGGGCAAGUAUUCUCCAGACUCCACAGCCCGAAUUCGGAGGCGGUAAUCCACUGCACCAUGGGUUUAAGGGAUCCGAUUGAUGUGGAAAGCCUUAAGAAAGCUAUCUCAAAGUCUAUAAUGAUGAAACACCCAAGAUUCUGCAGUAUCUGGGUAAGAGAUAAUCGUGGUAGUAGAGAACACUGGAAAAGAACUCAUGUCAACAUUGAUGAUCACAUCAUUGUUCAUCAACAUGAAGAUGAAAUAACCACGAUCGAAGACGAAGACGAAGACAAUAAAGAAGCAGCAAUCAAUUCAUUCUUAGCUGAAAUAUCGGUGUCAACACCAUUGAAAGAAAACAGGCCAUUAUGGGAAAUACAUGUAUUGAUUGAAUUGAAUUGUGUGGUUUUAAGGGUUCAUCAUUCUGUAGGUGAUGCCGUUUCCUUGAUGUCUAUGCUUUCUGCUUGUUUUGGUAAAAAAGAAACCGGUAUCAGCGGAGUUGUCGUUGAUAAUAAUAAUAAUAAUAAUAAUAAUAAUAAUAAUAAUAAUAAUAAUAAUAAUAAUAUGAAGCUAAGGUUCAAGAGUGUAUGGUUUGCGUCUGUGUUAUCACUAAGGGUCUUAGGAAGGGUAUUAUGGGUAAAAGACAAGGUUAGUCUGCUAAGUGGUGGCGACGGGGUUGAGCUUUUGCCAAGGAAAAUCGUCACUGCUAACUUUUUGAUAGAGGACUUCAACUCUAUCAAGCUGGCCGUCCCUAAAGCAACGGUUAAUGAUGUGCUCUUAGGGAUCAUAUCGUCUGGGUUGUCUAAGUACCUUAAUAUCAAAUCGUCAAAUGAUUUGCAGCAAGCCGUUCAAUUUACUGCAAUGAUUCCAGUCAAUCUACGAAAAGACUUCUUUCUACAUGACAUUUCGGAUUUGAUGAUGAGCGGAUCUAAAUCCGAAUUUUCUGGAUGGGGAAACAAAUCGACCGUUGUAUUCCUUACAAUUCAUCGUCGUAAUGGGGUUCAUCCUUUGGAACAUGUCAAGGCAAUUAAGGCAGUUAUGGACAAAAAGAAGAAAUUUUCUGAGGCUCAAAUCAUCGGUAGACUAGCCAACCGUAUAGUUUCCUAUUUUGGUCUCAAGGUGGGUUGUUGGGUCUGUCGCAGAAUAGAAGAUCAUACAACCUUGCUCAUUUCAAACAUUAGGGGUCCUUCAGAAGAAUUAGUAAUUGGUGACAACCCUGUAACGUACAUAAAAGUGAAUGUUUCAAGCUUAAGCCAGAGCAGGCCAUUACGAUGCACAUGGUGAGUUAUGGCGGACAAAUAAACUUACAGGUGGUUGUAGCUAAAGAUAUCAUCCCUGAUCCAGAAUUAUUAGUCAAGUGUUUUCAGGACUCUUUUCUAGAAAUGAAGAAUUUCAUUAGUACAAUAUAAACCAAGUUUAGAUUCAUGUAUAUUUAUUACAUUCCAUUUCUUAAAUGGGCUAAUGUAUAACUAUACUUCGUAUAUGUUUUUUGUCCAGCUAUUAAAAUAUGUAAUAAUUGUUACAAGGAUAUUUUUGGUAUUUCUUAUCUUAAAAAUACUCUAAUUUUGCA
Spinacia oleracea (spinach) is the source of this 1779-nucleotide messenger RNA. Its product is annotated as wax ester synthase/diacylglycerol acyltransferase 11. The coding region runs from base 177 to 1493 and encodes 438 amino acids. Gene Ontology annotation, cellular component: plasma membrane. The record is from RefSeq and is a predicted model, not a curated record. Lineage: Eukaryota; Viridiplantae; Streptophyta; Magnoliopsida; Caryophyllales; Amaranthaceae. Gene Ontology annotation, biological process: triglyceride biosynthetic process. The transcript is spliced from 6 exons.